This is a messenger RNA of Caenorhabditis remanei, 567 nucleotides long. RefSeq lists its product as uncharacterized. Gene Ontology annotation, cellular component: preribosome, large subunit precursor. The coding region runs from base 1 to 567 and encodes 188 amino acids. Lineage: Eukaryota; Metazoa; Nematoda; Chromadorea; Rhabditida; Rhabditidae. The record is from RefSeq and is a predicted model, not a curated record. The transcript has 4 exons. Gene Ontology annotation, biological process: maturation of 5.8S rRNA; maturation of LSU-rRNA.
AUGUCGACAAGAAAUCGCGAUAGAUUAGUAGUCACAGAAGACUCAGACGACGAUUAUGAGCGAGAAGAGUCAGGCAAUGAGAGUGGAGAAGAAGGACCUUCCUCGAUGGACGCUGGAAAUGGAGAUCCAGACGAAACAGUAGCGUUUCCAGCUAUUCAAAGAAAAAAGAAAAAGAUGAUCAAAAAGUUGACUCGAAAAGAAAAAAGUCUGAAGCAUAGUGUUAAAGAAUAUCGCACCAAGUUGGCGAUGGUCAAACCGGAUGUUACCACCGACAGAGAGAAAGAACGAAAUUUGAGACGGAUCGCUACAAAAGGUGUCGUUCAACUGUUCAACGCCGUCUCGGAUCGACAGAAAACAAUGUCCGACGCCGUGAAAGAGAAGAUGACAGCUCGUGAACGAAGAGAAGCACGCCAACGUUUCGAUGGAAAGAAUUUCGAUUCGGAUAAAUUUGCUGAUGCUGGUUAUGGAUAUGGAGCAAAGAAGGAAGUCAAAGGAGAAGAGGAAGAACAAAUGGAUAUGGGAGACGACGACGAAAUUGAUACCGGAAAUUAUAGUGAUGAAGAUUGA